This is a messenger RNA of Polychytrium aggregatum, 780 nucleotides long. RefSeq lists its product as uncharacterized. The record is from RefSeq and is a predicted model, not a curated record. Bases 292 to 684 code for a protein of 130 amino acids. Lineage: Eukaryota; Fungi; Chytridiomycota; Chytridiomycetes; Polychytriales. The transcript is spliced from 2 exons.
AAUGGCACCCGAGUUGAACAUGCCGACGAUGGCCUCCAGGUUCGAUAGCAUCAUGAUGGCGCGGGACUUGUAUGCGUCUCGGAACUGCGGGUUGAUCCAGCUGCACACGCCCUUGUAAGUUGUGGUGGCAUAGCGAUAGAUGCUCUCUUCCAAGACCUCGGCGUGGUCGGGCGUCUUUGCCUGGAGGGUCUGCAGGGCGAUGCUACGCUGCGAGUCCAUCGGGUGCUAUUGCAUAUGCCGAGGAUGAAACCCUUACUGCGUUUUUUCUGACACGCCCUUCGCAGCAGACCAAUGUCAAGUCAAAUCUGGAUCAUCGUGGCCGUUAUCGCUCUGUGCUGCGUCUCCUCAUCGCUCCUGACUGCAAGUGGAGGAUUUGGGCUCUAUCAGUACAACAAGACCCACUCGACAACACCAUGGUCCUGCAUCUACGUCCCGACCAUCAAGAUGUACACCGUUGCACGAUCAACCAGAACAACGCCGAGUACGCUGAAUCUCGACAUAUACACCUGUGGACCCAACUCGACCAACUACAAGCUCUGGAACCGCACAGGAUACGAAGCAGCGAGCGACCCGUGUGAUGUCAUUUUGAACAGUGACAAUCGCUCGAUCACCAAUUUACUCUUUGCGCCAAGCACGAUCACCAUCAACUCGGCAUACCCACUACAUGCUGCGUCUACUUCUUGAGUUUGCUCACGAUGGAUGCUGGCGAUGGCAUACCGCCCGGUCCGCUGCUGCCGCUCCCGGAAUCGAUGCUCUGGUAAGCAUAAUACCCGAUGGCCG